Messenger RNA from Dentiscutata heterogama, 1072 nucleotides. The record is from the annotation of a GenBank genome assembly. Lineage: Eukaryota; Fungi; Glomeromycota; Glomeromycetes; Diversisporales; Gigasporaceae.
UUAUCCAAAAGAUAUGACUGAAUGUCCUUUUGAGGCAAAAGGUCAAAAAAGAAAAUUAGGAAAUACACAAACAGACAAUGGAAAUUCAUCUGAAUCAAAGACUAAACGCGGUCGCUCAAAAGGUUCACCACCAGAAAGUUAUGUUUGUAAUAUAUGUAAUAAUCCUGGUCAUUGGAUUCAAGAUUGUCCUGAAGCCGAUCAAAAAAGUCAACAGAAUAGAAAGCAUAGACAAAUUCCUAAGGAUUAUGUUUGUAAUUCGUGCCAAGAAGUGGGAACGCAUAUUAUUUUUGAUUGUCCUAGUUACGGAUGUAAAGAAUGCGGCGAAAAAGGUCAUCACCCUAAAGAUUGUCCGUCAACUAUGAAGACGAAAAGACAACCAGUACAACCUUGUUGGUUUUGUUUAUCCAAUCCGAAAACGGCUAGACAUUUGAUUGUAUCUGUGGGUAACGAUUUAUAUUUAUCGUUGGCCAAAGGAAGUUUAAUUGAUACUCAAAACUCUUCUGCGUCGAUUGUACCGGGCGGUGGCCAUGUUUUGUUGGUUGCAAUCGUACAUUACCCCACAUUCCGAGAAGCAUCACUCGAUGAUCAAAUUAACAUGAAAGCUGAAAUGGAUAAAUAUAAAUGGUCACUAAACCGAUUUUAUCAAGAAUACGGGGCAGGAAUGGUGUCAUUUGAAGUAUCAUUUUUCCGUAGAAAACAAUAUCAUUAUCAUGUACAAAUUGUACCAGUUCCAUUUGAACAUGAUUCUGAAAAGAUUCGUAAGGCAUUUAUAGAUGAAGCUAAAUCAGAUGAAUUAAAAUUUCACGAAGUUCAAGGAUCAUUAGAAAUUGUGCCUGUAAACUAUUUUAAAGUAGAUUUGCCAGAUGGAACUAGCUUAAUUCACGAAGUUGGUGCUAAAGAGCAAUUUGAUGUGCAGUAUGGAAGGAAAGUUCUUUGCAAAUUAUUAGGGUCGCCAGAGCGUAUUAAUUGGAGGGAAUGUAUAUUAUCUGAUGAACUCGAAACGCAAGAUGCCGAAAAUUUUAAAAAAGCAUUUACAAAGUAUGAUCCUAUGGCAAAUGUGAAAGGUGUUUAA